This is a messenger RNA of Pundamilia nyererei, 520 nucleotides long. It is a transcript of the gene ndufa7, whose product is annotated as NADH:ubiquinone oxidoreductase subunit A7. The coding region runs from base 82 to 408 and encodes 108 amino acids. Gene Ontology annotation, cellular component: mitochondrial inner membrane; respiratory chain complex I. Gene Ontology annotation, biological process: mitochondrial electron transport, NADH to ubiquinone; ATP synthesis coupled electron transport. NCBI's taxonomy places the organism in Eukaryota, Metazoa, Chordata, Actinopteri, Cichliformes, Cichlidae. The record is from RefSeq and is a predicted model, not a curated record. The transcript has 4 exons.
GCUGGUCGGCAGGUGUCAGCAAUGUGUUGAGAAACCUGGGAAAAGGAACGAAGAAGACCCGUGUCCUUCACAACAGCUAACAUGGCUACUGCUACUAAAUUCAUUCAGAGGCUGCGAAAUUUUUUAUCAGGGCAUGACCUGCAAGCCAAACUGCAGCUGCGAUAUGAGGAGAUUGCAAAGAGGACACAACCACCACCCAAACUGCCAGUAGGCCCGAGCCACAGGUAUGCCAACAACUACUACUACAGCAGAGAUGGACGGAGAGAAUCAGCCCCUCCCACACUCGUGAUGUCCUCACAGAAAGCUCUUACUGCUGGCAGUCAAGUUGCUGAGACCUCAAAGCUUCCAGUGACUCCCGGCACUGUAUAUAAAGAGCCACCAAUCUCCACAGACCAGCCCUACCUCUGAGCAGCAAGACAAGACUCUGCAGGGUCAACAUUAUGUCUCCAUCCUGCCCUGACUACAGCAAGUGUUGGUUGUAUCUUGUACAAUAGAAGAUGUGAAUAAAAUAUUAUGUUUA